Messenger RNA from Fonsecaea erecta, 1089 nucleotides. RefSeq lists its product as hypothetical. The coding region runs from base 1 to 1089 and encodes 362 amino acids. NCBI's taxonomy places the organism in Eukaryota, Fungi, Ascomycota, Eurotiomycetes, Chaetothyriales, Herpotrichiellaceae. The record is from RefSeq and is a predicted model, not a curated record. Gene Ontology annotation, molecular function: oxidoreductase activity. The transcript has 2 exons.
AUGCCGAAAGCAAUCUCCAUAUCAAAGGUCGACGGCAAGCCCGGACAGGUCUACUACCCGCUGUCACUGGACGAAGUUCCCAAGCCGUCGCCCAAGGGAAAAGAAGUCCUUAUCAAGAUCCAUGCGGCUGCAUUGAACCACCGCGAUCUUUUCAUCCGCCAACACUUGUAUCCGGGCACAGCGUUUGGCGUUCCUCUCCUGGCCGAUGGGUGCGGGACAGUCGUGGCUGUUGGCAGCGAAGCCAAUCCGAGCUGGAGAGGCAAGCGGGUGGUCGUGAAUCCGGGGACGGGCUGGAAGGACAGCCUGGAGGGGCCUGAGGACAAGGGCGGAUACAAGAUUCUGGGAGGAACAAAGACGAAUGCAAAUGGCACCCUCCAAGAGUACAUGUGCAUUGACGAAGGAGAACUCGAAGAGGCCCCGGAGCAUCUCUCCUCGACUGAAGCCGCGGCUUUUAUCCUCACCGGUCUUACCGCAUGGCGGGCAGUAAUGGUCAAGUGCGGCGAGAAGAACCUCAAGCCGGGCAAGAACAUCUUGAUUACAGGUAUCGGCGGUGGAGUGGCGUUGAUGGCUCUGGAGUAUGCCAGAGCCGCGGGUGCCAAUGUCUGGGUCAGCAGCGGCAGCGAAGACAAGAUCAGGAAGGCGGUCGCUUUGGGAGCAAAGGGAGGAAUCAACUACAAGGAACAAGGCUGGGAUAAGAAACUACAGGGCAUGUUGCCGGCAGAGAACAAACAGUUGGAUGCCAUCGUCGACGGUGCGGGUGGGGAUGUUGUUUCUGUCGGUGCCAGGCUGCUCAAGCCUGGUGGUGUGAUCUCUGUUUAUGGCAUGACAAUAGGCCCCAAGAUGCCUUUCCUCAUGCAAGCCGUUUUGAAGAACAUUGAGGUCAAGGGCUCAACCAUGGGAUCCCGAAAAGAGUUCAAAGACAUGGUGGACUUCAUCAAAGCCAAGAAGGUCAAGCCAGUCGUGUCGCGGGUCGUCCAAGGCUUUGACCUGGACGCCAUCAAUGGCUUGUUUGAGGAAAUGAAGAGAGGGAGCCAGUUCGGCAAGUUGGUGAUUGAGAUUUCCAAAGAAGGCGCCGAUAGCAAACUGUGA